AUGGAUACCAUUUCGACACUCGACACUGCGGCGUGCAUUCUUCACGCAACUUCGUUUAUUGAGGCAACUUUCGCGGUUGCACAGAGCUCUGAAGUUCAGGUGCCGUACCACAAUGGCGAGGUCAUUCUGGGAUCCCUCAAAACAUUGAGGAUGGCACUGUCAGACACGCAAGAGCGUCUCGAGACCAGGUUCACGAUGUUAGACAAUGCACUUCCGCUGCGAGAUCUUGUCUCUUCUCGGGAAGCAGCCAUUGUACUCCUUAAAAGUAUCGAGGAUAUAUUCACACGAUCGACCGACAAGCCGACAGGAAGAACUAGACAUAUCGCUGCAGAAGCCCUGUUCAGGUUGAAGCUCGAGGAGUCCGCUCGCCUCAAGACUACCGUAACGCGUCAAAUCGCUCAUGUUCUUAGCUCCCGAAUCUCUCAGCUCAGCCAAUCCUUGACUAUGCUCGACAGCCAGAACCGAUACGCUAGACCAGAACACGAAUCUCAAGUCGAUGUUAUGUCACGAGACUUACAACACUUGAGAAUACAAGCGCAAAAGCAUUUGUCGAAUCAAAGCCCAACCUACACGAAGAACGACAUUGAACAACUCAGAGUCCUGCUUGUCCGACUAGCCGAAUCUGAGGAUGCAUUGCUCGCUGAAACAAUCGUUUCGAGUCUCAAUUACACGAGCAGACCUAUCCGUCUCGAUUCCAUUCCUCAAGCGCACCAAGAUACUUUCCAAUGGGCCUUCGAUUCUCGACUGGCAAAUUGGUUCCUUUCUGGGAGUGGCACUUUCUGGAUCUCCGGGAAGCCAGGUUCUGGCAAGUCCACAUUCAUGAAGUUCAUUUCCAAACAUGCUCGCACCAAAGAGCUGUUGGAGACCUGGGCGGGCCCAACCGGCACACUGGCUAUUGCGACGCAUUGCUUUUGGAUCGCAGGGACACCGAUUCAGAAAUCCUGGCAGGGGCUUCUUCAAUCUUUACUCCACGACCUACUUCGAGGACACCCCCGCGCUGUCUCCAUAGCCUGCCCGAGUCGCUGGGCAGCUGCUAAAUUUGGAAAAUGGCAGGCGGCCGCAGAACCGUGGUCGGUGGAAGAGCUUGCUGUCGCGUUGCGAGCGCUAUCAACGGCGGAGCGGAUGCCAUUGAGGAUGUGUCUAUUCAUCGACGGGCUGGACGAAUAUGACAGCAACCACGCGGAACUCUGUAAAGUCCUCCUUGACAUGGCGAAGUCUCCCCAUGUCAAGAUAUGCCUAUCUAGCCGUCGGUGGCCAGUCUUCGAGAGGAGCUUCGGCCAAAAUGGACAGGAGAGCCUUGAUAUCCACGAGCUCACGCGGGACGAUAUUCGGAAAUUUGUCAACGACCAGCUGCGGACUGACCCCCGAUGGACUGCCGAGACUUCCGAGGGCGUUACCCUAGCGAAAGCAGACCUCGUGAACCGAAUCGUCACCCAGGCUGACGGUGUAUUUCUCUGGGCGUUCUUCGUGACUAGAUCCUUACGAGAGGGCCUCUUCAACGGCGAGAUGAUUGAAGAUCUCGCCCGACGCCUCAGCCAACUACCAUCCGACUUGGAUCAAUUGUUUCAACACAUGCUGGAUAGCGUGGAUCCUGCCGAUCAUCGCACGAUGGCGGGCAUCUUACAGGGCGCGGUGCACGCACUAGAACCGCUUCACAUUGAUCUCUACCACCAGCUGGAAAGGGAAUUGCAGGGCCGUCAUUCUGUGUUGCAGAGCUCGGAACAGCUUGGGUCCGUCCAGAGCGUUGCCCUCCGGAGAGAGCACACGGUCCGCAACAUCAAUCAGAAGACAAAGGGCCUACUUAAGCUUGUUUAUGAUCGAUUUGAGUUCCUCCAUCGGACCGUCAAGGACUUCGUCUCGACAAAAGAUGUUGGCGACUAUCUUCGCAGCAAGCUGCCGUCUGACUACAAUGGCUUCAAAUCCAUCGCGGCAGCGUACCUCGGGUAUCUCAGAGGCACAAGACAGAAAAGCUCACUCGUCGUAGACGUUAUCAGGCAGGGACGGGGGAUGAACAGCGGUCCGCUCAUUUCGCAUCUGAACCAAGCCCUGUUUUACGCGUCGGAAGCGCUCAAACAAGCCGAUCAGCCGGGCUCUACCCAGCGCCAACAGGUUGAGACGCUCCUAGAUGAGUACGAAGCCGCCAUUGUGGAAAUGGUCAGCCUCGGCCAUUUAACUGUAAGGGGCGUCAACUCUGAUCGUCUCGAUGCAAGGCUGUUAUUUCGCGAGGAGCUCCUUCGCCAUGAACUAUCGCCUUAUCUGGCAAAGAAGAUCGCCGAGCAGCCAAAUUUCUUCGACGUAUUUGAUGAGUCGCCGCUGUUUGCAGCGCUUAUGCCCAUGUCUCGCGACGGUGGUGAGAGUCCUGGGCCCUCAUCAGAAGUCCUCGACAUUCUUCUCGGACGCGGUGAGGAUCCCAACUUGCUACCUCGCCAGUUGGAUGUUCCCAGCGCUCUGGAUGCACCAUCACCUUGGGUGCUGUUUGCGCGUAUCGGUUGUUGUCCCACGGCGCUAAUCCCAAUCAACCUCUACUGGACCAAUAACAAUAACAACAACAACAACAACCGUCCUGCGGCACGUACUGUCUUCUCGUAUUUCCUGGAUAUAGCUCUAUCCAAAUUUCUUGGCGAAGAGUGUUUCGAAGACUACCUCAGGACCCUGGAUACCUUCUUGCGAGCAGGUGCCAGUCUUGGUGUACCAGAGAUCAACAGAUUGGAGAGUCCGCAUGUUGAGCCGGCGUUUGGAAACCUUUCGAGAAGACGUCCAGAGGAAACGGUGCUGGCGUCUUUCUGUAACGAGUUGAAGGGACUCACAGCGAAGUUGGCGGCCGAUUCACGGAGAGCCACUUUUGUCGCCUCGGUAUUGGAGAAAAUCAUUCUGCACUGUUGCGGUAUAGAGGAAGAUCUGAGAGAGUUGCGCUUAGCAAUAGGCCAAAGCUUCCCCUCGCAUGCGACCGCGUCUCUGUUGCAAUUGAUCGAUUCUGAGGCUAGCAUCCCUCGAGAACGCGCAUCAAAGCGGAAGAGGCUCCAAAAGGAACGCGAGGAAGCUACUGACGAGAUUCAUGACGUCAGAAGAAAAUCCUUGAGAUGGGGAGUGAUUGGCCCAGGAGGAAGAGGAUCCGCAUGA
Messenger RNA from Colletotrichum gloeosporioides, 3120 nucleotides. RefSeq lists its product as uncharacterized. The coding region runs from base 1 to 3120 and encodes 1039 amino acids. The transcript is spliced from 4 exons. The record is from RefSeq and is a predicted model, not a curated record. NCBI's taxonomy places the organism in Eukaryota, Fungi, Ascomycota, Sordariomycetes, Glomerellales, Glomerellaceae.